GUUGUAAAUCAAGGCAAGCAAAUUUUUCUGCUGUGCUAAAUUAUUAGGACAGCAAAAUAAGCAACAGCGGUGGCUAAUACUCAUCGACCGUUACGCUGCCUGUUUCUGAUACCGUCGAUUAUAUGUGGGUCUUAUCGGCCACACGGUUUUCAAUCAGUUUAUUGAUUACUCCUUUGUACAAUAUUACACCGGAUGCACAACCACAUUCUCACGUGGCCAAAUGUGCCGAACUCGAUGUUCUAUUUACCAACAUGGCGUUUUUUAUAUGGAUCUUCGCCGCAGCGAUUAUUGCCUAUUUUGUAUACGAUUCAUUUCGCAAAAGUCAGUACUGGCCGCGGAAAGGAAUCCCGACUUUGACACCGAUUCCACUUUUCGGAAGUUUAAUCGACGAAGUCGCGACGGGGCAAGGAGAAUUCGAUUUGAAAUGGACGAAAAAGUUGGGCCGCACGUUCGGGUAUUUCGACGGACCGACUCCAGUAUUAGUGACGUCCGAUCUGGAUAUGCUGAAGAACAUUAUGGUCAAGGACUUCACACAUUUUGCUAACCGGCGAGAUAUGGGACUUAACGGACCCAUCAUCGAGCUAGCUUUAAUAGAGCUCCGCGACCAACACUGGAAGGACAUGCGAGGUGUUUUGGUGCCAGCGUUUACUUCCGGAAAAUUAAAGCAGAUGAAUAGCUUGAUUCAAGAAUGCUGUAGUGAUUUGCUCAAAAACCUGGAAACGCUUGCAACGACUGGAGAAGAAUUUGCGGCAAAAGAAUUAUUUGGUCGGUUGACAUUGGACGUCAUCGCUACCGCGUUCUUCGGCACCAAAAUUAAUUCCCAAGAAGAACCAAACAGCGGAUUCGUCCGAAAUGCCCGGAAAGUCUUUGAUUUUUCCCGCGCUUAUGUGCCUCUUUUAUUUGCCGUGCUGUUUCCAAAACUCCAACCGCUGAUGCGACGCAUGGGAAUUCAGAAUAUCGAUAAGGCGGCUGUGCAGUUCUUCGUCGACAACACGGAACAGAUCAUCCGAUUGAGAAAAGAAUCCAAACAGACAAGACGAGAUUUUCUUCAAAUGAUGUUGAGCUCGCUAAAAUCUGAUACGCACGAAAAACCUGCCCAUCGCGAUACCACCACUGUGGUCCAUAACGACACCGAUGCCGAUGUUGCGUCAUCGGCCAUGGUCCUGAGUGGUACCCAGGACAAACCGCUCUCCCAUUCCAACUAUAAGCUCUCCAUGCUGGAACUGGCCGCGCAGUCCACCACCUUUUUCCUGGCCGGUUACGAAACGACUUCCACUGCUAUCACAUUUAUGGCGUACUGUAUGGCGGUGCAUCCGGAUAUUCAAGAGCGUCUGCGCGCCGAAGUACAGACCGUCUUGGCUGGUAAAGAUGUCAUCGAGUACGACGAUCUGGCGGCCAUGCACUACAUGGAUCAGUGUGUCAACGAGACGCUGCGAUUGUAUCCGCCCUUUUCGAGGACUGAUCGGCACUGUAACGAGGACUGGACGUACGACGGGGUGGAGUACAAGAAAGGGACGGUGAUCGGCGUGCCGAUUUUGGUGGUGCACCGGGACCCCGAGUACUGGCCGGAACCGGAAGUUUACAAUCCCGAAAGGUUUUCCAAAGAAAAUAAGGGUAACAUUAAACCGUAUUCCUUCCUGGCAUUCGGUCAAGGUCCACGUAAUUGCAUCGGGAUGAGAUUCGCUUAUUAUGAAAUCAAGAUGGUUAUGGCGAGUAUUCUGAAGAAAUACCGGAUCGUCCGCAGCCCCAAAACGCAGGUGCCGUUAGUCCUUAAAGACGAUAUUGUCUUCAUGUCGACCGAACGGGGCGUUUGGCUCAAAGUGGAGAAGCUGUAGCCGAACAGGCGUUAGUGACAUCUUCCUUCAAGAUGUUCAUCUGUUUUUUCGCAAAACCUGCUAUGCUUAGUGUAUGUUUAAUCAGCACUUUCAAAUGACAACUGUGGCGUUAAAAAGGAGGAAUGAAAUACAAACCUACAUAUGUAGUAUGUACU
Molecule: messenger RNA, 1990 nt
Organism: Paramacrobiotus metropolitanus
Lineage: Eukaryota; Metazoa; Tardigrada; Eutardigrada; Parachela; Macrobiotidae
Product: cytochrome P450 3A2-like
Exons: 14
Coding region: 123-1835 (570 amino acids)
Molecular function (GO): heme binding; steroid hydroxylase activity; iron ion binding
Source: RefSeq, a predicted model, not a curated record